Molecule: messenger RNA, 5004 nt
Organism: Apis mellifera (honey bee)
Lineage: Eukaryota; Metazoa; Arthropoda; Insecta; Hymenoptera; Apidae
Product: putative leucine-rich repeat-containing protein DDB_G0290503
Exons: 8
Coding region: 1-5004 (1667 amino acids)
Source: RefSeq, a predicted model, not a curated record
AUGGCCCUGAUAAGCUUUAAUGUACAGAAAGAAUUGAAAUGUCGCCAAAUUUUAGCGCUUGGUGUCUCUGAAUGCUCUGGAUGUUCCGCGCGCAAUGUAGUAAAAGGUCGUUCACCGGAAAGCCUGGUUUGUACUUUUCAUUUUUUGGGUUUCUAUGCGCACGCGGUUCACUUCGCUGAAUAUAACGAUGGCAAAAAUCGUAUCCACACUGAGACAAUAUCAGUUGAUUCACCACUUCGUAGAAGUUCGCGAAUUAAGCAAAACCUUAAACAAAAUGAAUUUUCACCUGAAUCGUCUCUAAGCGACGCUAAUAAUAUACAAACUUCAAGGAGUCCAAGACGACGUUUAAUUACCAUGGACAAUACGGUUUCUAUUGAAAAUCAAAGAAAUUUACGUUCUAGGACAAAUUCUGUAUCUUCAGAUAUUAGCGAAGUCCUAGAAACAGGUAUUGGUACACCAACAAGAAAAACUAAAAAUAAUACUUCUAAUGAUAAUAAAAUGAUAGGUAGUCGAAGAAGUAAACGCCUUGUAAGAGCUGGAUCAGAAGCGAAUUCACCACCAUCAGCAACAAGAAACACACGUAAUACAAGAGCUAGUUCUAUGGGACCUGAAGCUACAUCUGAUAAGCUAACAGAAAAACGAAACAAUGAAUUAAUAAGUACAUCUAUGAGAACAAGAAGACGAUCUUCCUUAAUAUUUUCAGAAGUAACUACAGAAGAAAAAGGAAUAUCUAUGAAAAUUCCUAGGGUAACAUUAAAUCGUACAUUACCUGAUAUUAAUGAAAGUACACAAUCAGACUCAAAAAAUUCUCUCAAACCUAUAGAAGAAGAUGAUUCAUUGUCAUUUUCUAAAAACAAAUGUGAUACAAGUCAUAAUAAUAUAUGUGAAAAACAUUUAGAUAAUGAUGUUAAGAUAACACAACACAAUGCUCCAGAAAAUUCUUCUUCAAAUAAAUUUGAAGAUGUUGAGAAGAAUUUAAUUAUGGAUAAUAAAAAAAUACCAGAUAAUAGUAAAAAUGUAGAAUUAGAAAAUAACAAAACAUUAUCUCCAGAUAUUACAAUAAAAGAAAAAUCAAGUAAAUCUCAAAUACUUUCACAAAAUGAAAACGAAAAUAUAUCCAUGAAAUCAGAACUUGAGAAUUUAAAUGAUAUUUUAGAAAAACAUGAAGAUCAUAGUAAUAAAAAGAUUCUUACAACAAAUAUUGUUAUUGAUUUACAAAAUAUGAAUACACAAGAAAGUCCACGAUCUAGUUUAAUCUCAAAUAAUUCAAAUGAAGAUAAAUGUGAAUCUCCUUGUGUUAAAAUAAAUUUAACACCAAAACAUUGUUCUAAAAAAUUAUCAGAUGUGUCAAAUGAUAAUGAUAAUGUUUCUGUAAAGAAAAUUGAAAGUGACAUCGAUUCAACUAAUAAUUUAUCAGUUAAAACUAUGGAUAUUUCAAUAAAUCAGGAAAGUAAUUCUGAUAAUAUGCAAAAAUUAAUUAUAAGUCCAGAAACAGAGCCAGACAAUGAUAAACCAUAUGAUGAAAAUUCAGAUAAAAAUCUUUCUAUACAUAUAAAUGAUAAUAAAGAAGACAUAAAUAUACGAAAUAAUAGUGAAUCUAUAGAAAUUAAUUCUAAAUUAAAUAAAGAAUCGGAAGAAAUUGAUAAUAUGAAUAUCAAAAUGGAUAUUUCAAAUGAAAAAGAAAGCAUGAAUGAGGAUGAUUUUGAGAAAGAUAAUACAAGCCAGUGUAAAAAUACAAAUGACCAACAUGAAAUUGAAAUAAAUAUUAAAAUGGAUAUUUUAAGCGAAAAGGAAAAUACGAAUGAAAAUGAUUCUGAAAAAAAUAAUACAAAUCAAUAUAAAGAUACAAACGAUCAAUGUAAAAUUAAAAAUAAAAAUAAUGAAUCAAAUACAUCGGGCAUACACGAAAAUGAUGAAAUAAAUUGUACAAAAGAAAUUUUAUCACCUAAAUUAAAUGAUAGAGAAUUAUCAAAUUCAAUAGAUGUGAAAUUAACUUCAGAUAUUCAUAACUCCGAUAAAUCAAAACAUGAAGAUACGAAUUAUUUACAAAAAAUAAAUGAAAUGAAUAAUUCAUCUUCUAAUUUAUCUAAUCAUUCUUCUAAUCUAUCGAAAUCUUUUAAUACUGACGUGAGUUCAAAUGAUUUAAUUGUAACCAAUAUAAAAGAUAAUGUAAUUAAUUUGAAUGAAAAUAGUUAUCCUGUUACAGAAUCUACUGAUUUAAUUCAAGUAGUAUCUGAAAAAGAAGGACAUUUAGAAAAAGAUUCUAUAUUAGAUAAUUCUACUGAUUCUUUGAUGUUGAAAAAACAAUUACAAAUAAACGAAUUACAAUCAAAUGAAAAAUAUUCAGAUAUUAAUAAAUCAAUAUCCAAAGACUAUCAAGAAAAGAUUAAAAUUGGUGAUAAUAAUUCUGAUACAAAUAUGACAAAUUUAUUUCAAGACAUUCCAGCUACCGAAUGGAAAGAAAAAAAUAAUGAAUAUGAUAAAAAUUCUGAACAAUUGUCAACUGAAAAAUUGGAAAAUCAGAUAGAAAGUGAUUAUGAUCUUAUUUUAGUUGAUAAAGAGGCAUAUUCAUCUGCAGAAAAACUAAAAAGAGAAAAAGAAAUAUUUGAUUAUGAUUCAGAUGAUACUAUUAUAUUAAAAAUACAAAGAGAUUCCAUGAAAACAGAAAAUGAUACAGAAAUAUUAAUGAAUAUAUCAGAAAAUAAAUGUAAAUUAAAUGAUAGUAAAAAUAAAUCUUCUACUAACAAUAAACGAAAAAGUAUAAAAGAUAAAAAUAAAGAAAAAAAAGAAGUAAAAAGUGAUAUAGAAGAUACAGAAGAAGAUGUAAAAUUACAAAGUUUAGAGAUAUCAGAUCGAAAAUCAUUGAGAGAUAAAACAAGAAAAAAAUUGAAAAAAAAUUAUUCAAAAACAGCUAAUGUUUUAUCCGACUCUGAAAGAAGUAAAGAUAUUUCUGAUUCAGAUGACACACAAAAAAAAUUCAUGAACAUACCUAAAUAUUUAUUUGCCGAAACCAGCAAUAGUGAGAACAAUGAUAGUGAAUCUAAUAAUAGUAUAGAUUCUGAUAUACAGAAGGAAUAUAAUUUUCACGGUAAAAACAUUUCGAAGUUUUCCGAUGAUGAUAUACCAGGAGAUGAAUGUAGAGCAUCAGAAACAGAAUCAUCAGAUCCAGAUGAUAAUGGAUCAGAUAUGGCAGACUUUAUAGUUGAUGAUGAUGAAGUUGAAGAAGAAGAAAGUGAAAGUGAAGAGGAAGAAAAUGAAGAAAUUGAAAACAAAGAGAAAGAGAAUGAAGAAAAUGAAAGUGAAGAGAAAGAAAAUGAAGAAAUUGAAAUUGAAGAAAAGGAAGAUGAAGAAAGUGAAAGUGAAGAAAAAGAAGAUCAAGAAAUUGAAAUGGAAGAAAAAGAAGACGAAGAAAGUGAAGAGCAAGAAGAUGAAAAAAUUGAAAUUGAAAAAAAGGAAUAUGAGGAAAGUGAAAAUGAAGAGAAAGAAAAUGAAGAAAUUGAAAUUGAAGAAAAGGAAGAUGAAGAAAAUGAAAGUGAAGAAAAAGAAGAUCAAGAAAUUGAAAUUGAAGAAAAAGAAGACGGAGAAAGUGAAGAGAAAGAAAAUGAAGAAAUUGAAAUUGAAGAAAAGCAAGACAAAAAAUAUGAAGAGGAGAAAGAUGAAGAAAUUGAUGUUCAGCUGCAUAUUGAAGAGAAUGUUAAAAAAAGUAAGAAAAAAAGCAAAGAUAAAAAGCGAGAUCAAAAUGUUGAAAAAUCAUUAAAUGGAUCUCAAAUAAUAUUUAAUAAAAAAAUAAAAGAUCUUGAUGUCAAAAUCGAUAAUUCAAAUGUAAAAGAAAAUAUCAAUGAAUCAAUGGUAUAUAGUACUCCUAAAAUUAAUUUAUCUGACAAAGAAAAAUUUAAUAUUAAAACUUAUGAUGUUCAGAAAAAUUUGUCUCUUGACGAGGAAAAAAGUAAAGAUAUGACGCUAAAGAAAAAAUCAAAAAAAUUAAAAAGCAAUGAAAGUCUUGCACAUAGAAGUCUUCCAUCUGAAUUAAUUGAAUUUGUAACAGAAACAAAUCUGUCAAGGCCAAUGUCAUCUAAAGUAUUAGGAUUAAAUAAAACAACAUUAGUUUUGGGAAGCGAUACACCUACAACAAGAUAUUUGAAGAAAGAUAAAUUAAAUGAAAGUGCACCAAUACUGAAAUCAGAUACCAUGUUCAAAGAAUUAACGAAUACUAUUAGUAGUAGUAAGGAAAACGAUCAAAUUGAAAAAGAAAAUGAAGACGACAAUGAAAAAAACAAAAAAAUAUCUAAAGAAAUAGAUGAUUCAUUAAAAAAGAAAUUAUUUAAUGUAGCAAAUAAUAUAUUAGAAAAUGAUCGUAGAAAAAAACGGAAAAAACAGAAACAAUCAACAAUACAAGAAACAAUUGAUCCUAUACUAUUUGAAAGUGAUUUUCAAUUGAAUAAAAAUGCAGAUAUGGUAAAGAAAACAAAACAAAUUGUUCCUUUUAUUAAUACUAAUGAUGAUAAUGAUGAUAAUGAAAUAGGAAAAGUAGAUAAGAUAAAAAAGAAGAAAAAAAAAAUGUAUGAAAAUAAUGUUCAAAUGGAACAUCAAAUGUUUGAAAACAUUCUUGAAGGAAAACCAGAUAGUCUUGAUAAAAAUAUACAUAAUGAAGUAAAAAAGAAAAAGAAAAAAGAAAAAAUAAUUGAAGAUGUUUCAAAUUUGAUAAAUACAAAUGAAAAAACUAACAUAGUAAAAAAAAAGAAGAAAGUUUCAGAUUUUUCACUAUCUGAUAACAUGUCAAAUGAGCAAUUAUGUAAAAAAAAAAAGAAAAAAGAAACAUGUAAUACUGACAUACAAAUAAAAGAGAAGAUAUUUGAAAAUAUCCAAUCUGAAAAUUAUGAUGAAAAAAUAUAUAAUGAAAUAAAAAAGAAAAAGAAAAAAGAAAAUACAAUUGAAAAUGUUUCAAAUUUAACAAAUAUAAAUGAGGAAACUAACAUAACGAAAAAGAAAAAAAAGAAAGUUUAG